This is a messenger RNA of Drosophila willistoni, 3338 nucleotides long. RefSeq names its product calcium homeostasis endoplasmic reticulum protein (gene scaf6). Bases 139 to 3216 code for a protein of 1025 amino acids. Gene Ontology annotation, biological process: intracellular calcium ion homeostasis; RNA processing. Gene Ontology annotation, molecular function: RNA binding. Gene Ontology annotation, cellular component: perinuclear region of cytoplasm. The transcript has 14 exons. The record is from RefSeq and is a predicted model, not a curated record. Lineage: Eukaryota; Metazoa; Arthropoda; Insecta; Diptera; Drosophilidae.
AUAUGGCGUCCUUUCGAUAACAGCCAAGAACAUAAGAAGAAGAGCAGAAAAAGUGCCGCAGAAAAACUGAAUUAUAUUUUUUAAGUAAUGUUUUAAGUCAAAUUGUAUAGUAAUUUAGUUUAUAAAUUUAUUAACAAAAUGGAUGUACAACCGCCACGGGAUGCCAGUUUACGCAAUAUAAUAGAUAAACUAGCGGAAUUUGUGGCACGAAAUGGACCCGAAUUUGAAGCAAUUACCAAACAAAAACAACAGAAUAAUCCAAAAUUUGAGUUUCUCUAUGGCGGAGAGUUUGCCAACUAUUAUCAGUUACGGGUGGCUGCUGAGCAGGCCAUGUUAAAGCAAACAGCACAAGGUCAAGUCAUUCCAUCGCAACUGCCACCAACAACAGCUUCAGCUCUUUAUAUGCAGCAGCCACCUCCAAAUCAAGCAAUGCAACAGCAGCAGCAACCGCUUGGGGUAACAGCUAACGACGCACAAGACAAUAUGUCACAACAAUCUCAACAUUUAUUCCCACCAAAUGCGGCGGGAGGACCAACGGCAGCUGGUGGAGGACCACCACCAACAGCUCAGCCAGCUAAUGGCUCGGCGGCGACAGCACUGACAUUGAGUUUAACAAGUCAAUUAGAUGCCAUCCUCAUUCAGCAGUAUACACUAAGGGAACAAGUCAAGCAAUCGGAUGCCAAUCUAACGGCACAGCAUACGGCGCUGAUGACGCAAAAAUCAAAACAAAUUGACGAGGCGAUGGCAACGGCGCAGACAAUACAACUGGAACAAUUGGCCAACGAACAGAAUAUAGUCCUUCGAGAAUUUGAUAAUGUGCUGCAACCGAUCAUUGAGUCAUGUACCAAGGACAGCAUCUCGGCAGGCAAGAACUGGAUUUUACAGCAUUCAACCGACAGCGCAAAAAUCAAUGUCGUUUUACAAUAUCUUUUAAAAAAGGCUUUGCUCCAGGGUUCAACGUUUCAGCAAAAAUUGCAUCUUAUAUAUUUAGUUAAUGAUAUACUCCAUCAUUGCAUGCGUAAAAACAUCAGCGAUUUGAAGAAUAGCCUAGAGAAUGUCGUCAUACCGAUGUUCUGCAGCGCAGAUUUGAUUGCCAGUGCGGAUCAGAGGCAGAAAUUGGCCAAAUUGCUAUCACUAUGGGAAUCGAAAGCAAAGUUCUUCGAUGCCUGCGUCAUUUCGAAAUUGCAAUCACCGGAAUCGUCAAUGCAGGAAUAUAAAACCAAUCUACAGAAUACCCAUCAUGAUAUUGUUGCGAAAUUUUCGCAAAAUACGAAGGCCACUUUGGAUAAUUAUCAAAAGCAGCAUCAAAUAUUUAUGCAACAUGCCACCCAACAAAUUACACAACUGGAACAACAAAAACAACAGCUGGAGCAACAAAUUUUAUUGGCCCAGAAGCAAUUGCAUGCUGCUCUGCCGCAGUCGUCUGCCCCAGGUGGUCAACAGAAGUCAAUACCCUCUUUGAUGUCACAGCGCAUUGCUAUGCCGGGAACGGAUCAAGCAAAGCAACAACAACAACAGCAGCAGCAACAACAACAACAAGGGCAUGAACAUCUUCAACUACCGUCACAACAUCCACAGGCUGGUAACAAUCUGUAUGCAGGGCCAAAUUUUCAUCAGCAGCAACAACAACAACAGCAGCAACAACAACAGCCACCACCGAACCAUCUUGUUGAUCAGCGUGAAACGAACUUUUUCAUUCCGGACAUGUCUAAACCACCGCCUGGUUUCGCUGGUGGGCCCAUGCAUCAACAGCCACCGCCGCCGCCACCUCAGUAUCAACAACUUCCUGGACAACAAGGACCUGUAGGACCAGGCGGAGAGGCACCUGUUGAUCUUGGUGUACUAAAUGCAGCCAUUCAAGCUGUAAUGCAAUUGAAAAACCAACAACAACAACAGCAGCAACAACGACAUCCCGACGAUAAACAGUCACAAGCUCAACAACAACUCCAGCAGCAGCAGCAACAACAAUUGCAGCAACAGCAGCAACCAGCCGCCUUUGCAGCUGGUGCCCAUAAUUUACGGCCAGGUCAACUUCCGGUGGGUAGCGGCGGCAACCUUGAACCCGCUGUAGAUUUUGCCAUUCUCAAUGCCGCCAUAAAUGCCGUAUUACAGCACCCCCGACCCGAAGACGGACAUGGCCAUCCGGCGGAGCAUCAGACCGAUGACGACUUUCAGCUUGGUGGCGGUGCUGGUGGUGUCGAGGGAGAAUCUGGUGAUGCCUUGCAACCACAAGCCGAACCACAAUUGCCCACAGGACCCUACUAUGAUUUGCCAGCUGGUCUAAUGGUACCACUUAUACGAUUAGAGGAUUACAAUUACAAAUCUCUGGACUCGGCCGAUAUACGUGUCCCAGCACCGGCCCCACAAAGUGAACGCCUAACAAAUGCCUUGAAUGCCUUCUAUGCGGCACCAUCGCAUGAUCGACCUCGUGAUAAUGAGGGCUGGGAGAAACUGGGUCUCUAUGAGUACUACAAAGUGAAGAAUGCUGCCCGCAAGCAAAAAGAGGAGGAGAUUAAAAACGGGACGAGGGAAAAAUCACGUUCACCUAGCCCCAUCAUCCUGGAGAAGCCCAAGCCCAAGAAGGGCAAUAAAAGGAGUUAUCGCUCCAAGAGUCGCAGCCGAUCUCGUUCGCAUUCCCCCGUGAAAAGGGAUCGGUCACGUUCAAGAUCCAAAUCUCGUUCAGUGGAAAGAGUUGUAACUCCGCCGCCCAUGCAACGUAGUCGAGGUGCUGGUCCAGGAGUUGGUGGCAGUGGUGGUGCCGGCGGCAGCGGUGGCGGUGGCAGCAGCAAUCGUAAAAGUCGCAGUCAACGUUCACCACGUCAUGAGCGGGACAAUAGCAACAACAGCAGCAGCAGCAGCCGAGAGAAUCGUAGCAAUAAUAGCAACAAUGGCAACAACUCAAGGCGCGUAGAGCGUGACAGAUCGCCCACACCGCCAAGUUUUUUUGGCAGCAAUUUUGCCAAACCGCAGGAAUUCAUUGAGGCAACAAACAAGGGGCAUCAAAUGCUAAUGAAAAUGGGAUGGGCUGGUACGGGUACGGGUUUGGGUUCCAAAAAUCAAGGUAUCGAUACACCCAUCUCGGGCGGUGAAGUGAGAGAUCGUAGAGAUAUGUACAAGGGCGUGGGCAACAAUUUGAAUGAUCCGUUUGAGAGCUUCCGCAAGAAUAAGGGCGCUGCCUUUGCUCAUCGUAUGCGCACCAGAGAUGACAAAAGUUAAUGGAACUUAACCCAACCCAACUAAACACCACCUCCAUCUCCCAAAAACCACAACAACAAACAACAAAAUAUUAGUUAUUUUUCCUGUUUCCAGAAAAUAGAUUUUUAUAAAAAGCAAAAAAA